Aegilops tauschii subsp. strangulata is the source of this 1095-nucleotide messenger RNA. The record is from RefSeq and is a predicted model, not a curated record. Lineage: Eukaryota; Viridiplantae; Streptophyta; Magnoliopsida; Poales; Poaceae.
AUGUCUGAUCAGAGUGAUAGCCAGAAUAAGUCAGAAGAGCAGGUGAAUCUGAGUGAGGGCACUAGUCCCUCUAGCAGUUAUGAUGAAGGCAGCAAAAGUACUCCUAGCAAUCUUCCUAAGGCUGCCACUAGGCAGAGGCGGAAGAUGAAUUCUGAGUCUGAAGAUGAAGACUAUGUAGCUGCUGAGGAGGAGGUCAGCUCCAAGAAAAAGGUUGUCAAGAAAGAGUUUCGCACAGCUGCAUCUACAAGGCCUGAUAUGCACAAGAAAGCUCCUGCGAAAAAAGUUCCCAUGUCAAAGGCCAGAGUCUCCACUCUUGAAACUUCCAAAUCAACUGGUGGUGAGGCUGCCGGGGAGGGCAAGAACAAAAAGGAAAUAAAGAGAGGAAGAUGGUGCAAGAAAGUGGAUCCCAUGGCAGAAUUUGAGAAGCACACCUCCGAUGAGGAUGAAGAGGAAGAGGAUGCUGGACCAGCACCCAAGUCUCAAAAGCUGAUGGGGGAUCCCAUCAAAAUUGUCUGGAUGUCUGAAGGUACUAGUUACCAAUAUGUAGUUGAUGAAUGGGCCAAAAUGAUCAAUGCCCCUGCAGAGCAAGAGGAUGACGUAGAUGUCUAUGCCAAGAAGAAGAAGGAUCACAACUCCAUGGCUAACAUGUAUAAGGAAAUUCCUGAUAAAGCCUUGGAAACUCACAAGAUGGGCUCUUUGUUUGAUGUGCCCCAAAAGUUCAAAGUUAUGAGUCUGAUUGUUGAGACAAUCAAGAGAACAACUGCAGAUCAGAAAAGGUCAUUUGUCAUGAAUGAAGAAGACCCUACUUCUAUAGAAGCUCAAGAGAAGAGGGAGAAAGCAAAGGCUGAGAAAGCAGCAAAGAUGCCAAGUGCUGAAGAGGCAUCUCAAGUGUUUCUCAAGAAAAAACAAGAUCAACUUGAAUAUCUGAUUCAAGACACCUUGAGGAUUGAGAAGGGAUUGGCCACCCUGACUCAGAACCAAGAAAGCCUGGAGAGGAUCAUUGAAACAAAAUUCUAUGAUCUUGACUUGAAGGUGACAGAGAUGCGGACAGUAGUUGAGCAGCUCCAAGAAGAAGCUGAGGAGAGGAAAGGGUAG